Messenger RNA from Lactuca virosa, 432 nucleotides. The record is from the annotation of a GenBank genome assembly. Lineage: Eukaryota; Viridiplantae; Streptophyta; Magnoliopsida; Asterales; Asteraceae.
AUGUACCACAGUUGUACAAUUUGCUCCGAGCUUUUAUUUGAUGUAUUGAAGGAUCUUACAAUUUUACCAUAUGAACAUACAAUGUAUUUAGAUUGUGCUGAAGAAAUGGAACAAUGUCAGCACCAUUCUUGUCAUGUUUGGUCAAUGGGUUUGGAAAGACUCGUAAUGAAGAAGUCCAGACCAUCAAUCAUAAAUUCUAUCAAGAUUCAACUUAAAUAUAGAUGUGAUCGAGACGUAUGUAUUCUGGAAUGGUCAUCAACCCUAACCGGGCAAGUUAGUGUCAUAUUUUGCAAAUGGGUUUGCAUUUGACUUUUCAAAACAAUCAACAAAGCAGUUCAUAUUAAAUACGCUUUGUUUUGAUUUUUGGAUUUGUUGUUUGUUUUAUGAUUUGUUUUGCGGUGGCAAUCGAAUGAGAAGAAGAGUUUCCGAAUA